This is a messenger RNA of Oncorhynchus gorbuscha (pink salmon), 5287 nucleotides long. RefSeq names its product protein phosphatase, Mg2+/Mn2+ dependent, 1Aa (gene ppm1aa). Bases 296 to 1450 code for a protein of 384 amino acids. The transcript is spliced from 6 exons. Lineage: Eukaryota; Metazoa; Chordata; Actinopteri; Salmoniformes; Salmonidae. The record is from RefSeq and is a predicted model, not a curated record. Gene Ontology annotation, molecular function: manganese ion binding; magnesium ion binding; protein serine/threonine phosphatase activity. Gene Ontology annotation, biological process: negative regulation of canonical NF-kappaB signal transduction; positive regulation of canonical NF-kappaB signal transduction; protein dephosphorylation. Gene Ontology annotation, cellular component: cytosol; nucleus.
CCUGUUGUAAGCUGUCUGUCAAGUGAAGAGGCUGGGGCUUUCGGCUUGACGCUAUUUGGCCUCAACAGCUCCGGCCUAAAGGUUUAAAGGAGGUGCAUUUGAAAUAUACUUUACGUCGCCAAAUGAGAAAGUAAUGUAUCCCUGGUUUACUUAGAACAGGGAGUUCCGCACUUUCACAAAUUAAUGUACAGAGGGGUAGAGGUGCUAGAUAACGUUACCCACAAACUAUCAAUCUCGUUGGUGUUUCUGUCGCAGCUUCUGCUUGUCUUUACACUUUCUGAUUUUGGGGGAUACAAUGGGGGCGUUUUUGGACAAGCCAAAGAUGGAGAAGCACAAUGCUCAUGGUGAGGGGAACCGUCUGACCUAUGGCCUGAGCAGCAUGCAGGGCUGGAGGGUGGAGAUGGAGGAUGCCCACACGGCAGUCAUUGGCCUGCCUCAUGGGCUCGACCCUUGGGCCUUCUUUGCGGUUUAUGAUGGGCAUGCUGGCUCCCAGGUGGCUAAAUACUGCUGUGGGCACCUUCUGGAGCACAUCACCAGCAACCCAGACUUCCAGAGUGCUCUGGAGCCGGAACCCAACGUAGAGAGUGUGAAGACCGGCAUCCGCACAGGUUUCCUGCAGAUUGAUGAGCACAUGCGGUCCAUCUCUGAGAAGAAGCACGGUGUGGACCGCAGCGGCUCCACCGCGGUGGGGGUCAUGAUUUCCCCAGGUCACAUCUACUUCAUCAACUGUGGAGACUCCCGGGGUCUUCUUAGCCGUGGAGGAGCUGUGCACUUUUUCACACAGGACCACAAGCCCAGCAACCCACUGGAGAAGGAGAGGAUCCAGAACGCAGGUGGCUCUGUCAUGAUCCAGCGAGUAAAUGGCUCUCUGGCAGUAUCCCGGGCACUGGGAGACUUUGACUACAAGUGUGUGCAUGGCAAGGGCCCCACGGAGCAGCUGGUUUCACCAGAGCCUGAGGUGUAUGCCAUUGAAAGGUCUGAGGUGGAAGAUGAGUUCAUCGUCCUAGCCUGCGACGGCAUCUGGGAUGUCAUGGCCAAUGAGGAACUUUGUAACUUUGUCAGGUCCAGGCUUGAGGUGACCGAUGACCUUGAGAGAGUCUGCAAUGAAAUUGUUGACACUUGCUUGUACAAGGGGAGUCGGGACAAUAUGAGUGUUGUGCUGAUCUGCCUCCCAGGGGCUCCAAAGGUGACUGCAGAAGCUGUGAAAAGGGAAGCGGAGCUGGAUAAGUACCUGGAAAGCAGAGUAGAAGAGAUCAUAAAGAAGCAGGGAAACGAAGGGGUUCCAGACUUGGUCCACGUGAUGCGGACGUUAGCAUCGGAGAGCAUCCCUAACCUCCCUCCUGGGGGAGAGCUGGCCAGCAAACGAAGCGUUAUUGAAGCAGUGUACAACAAACUCAACCCAUACCGAGGUGAUGACGCAGACUCCGCAUCGACAGACGACAUGUGGUAACACAACCCCUACCACUAACACAGCACAGAGUUUACAAACCUCUACCCUCAAGAAUCACAGCAGCUCCAUUCAGCAGCUUGUCUCCCCACCACUCUGAGCGUUCCAUUUGUAAGAAGGGAAUAUGAUGGGAGGAGGAGGAGAUGCGCACACAUCCCAGAUAGAGCAGCACCAGUCAGCUCUGGAGUUCAGAAUCCCCUCCAUUUUGUCUCUCCUUUUAUUUUCAAUCCCACACUUAACCUGUUGGGACUCUGUAGUUGUAGUUAUGUUUUAGGUUUUCUUUUCUUUUUUAAUCAGUUAAAACAACUAUUUUGGUCUGUAAUUUCCUUGUUUGUAUAUUUCUGUUUUGGUGAAGUGCAAUUGUCCUGUACAAAGCCUGUAUUUAAUACAGCUUGAGUUAAAGUUAAAAGAAAAAAAAACCUUUAUACACUAUCAGCCCUUUUCCUGCUCUUCUGGAGUUCCAACAAAUGUCUAUUCAGUGAAUAUUACUGUUUGUCCUCCAGGUGAUUGCUCUUUUUAUUUUGUUUUGUUUGUCUUUGCUCUUUAAGAAACGGGUAAAUUGUAUAGGUUCACAGCACAGUAAGCUCUCUAAACCAUAAAUUCUAAUAUCUACAUUUCUUUUGUUUUGUAUUUAAAAAAUAUACAUAGUGUAGUAACUAUGGUACUACAGUCUUUCAUUGUGUGUUCUGUCUUUUGGGGGCAAUUCUUGUUCAUCACCUGUAAACAACGCAACAAAGCAGUUCCUAGAUGCAAAUGAAGAUGAGCUCACCUGACACCUUUUAACACUUGUGGUGUGUGUGUGUGCCUGCCUGUGGGUAGUGGCAAGUGUUUCUAGGUGCUUGUGUGCGUGCACAUGUUUGUAUAGAGGUAGAUCUGUAUAUCUGUAGCUGUUAGCUAAUGUUUGCUAUGGUGGUGCAGAUUAUGGCAAAUGUUUCUCCAUUACUCCUACAUACCUAUUGUGCACCUGUCUUGUAUAUCAGUACGAUACUACCCUUUGCUUUGGAGAACACUUUAUAUGACACUGGAUGGAUUAAGUUGACUUUUUGCUAUUUUUAACUUAUGACAUCUGCCACAACCAUUUUGUAAUUCUACGGACAUGCAGUGAUUUAUGCUAGUCUGACUAGUUUACAUGUUCAUGUAAGAAUUUUUUUAAAUAAAUGUAAUAUGUCACAGAUGCACAUAUUUCAGCUUUAUGAUGGCCCAGCAUGCCAAGUGAAGUUUUCUGAGAUUCAGUGCAUUUUAUUUGUUAAAAGCCUGCGUUUGGUACUGAGAGGAGUUCAAAUCACAACAUCUAUAUGAUAAUCUGAUUUUACAAGUGUAUAAGUGCCGAUUUUGUUAAAAUUCCUAAUUACCACCAUCAGUCUGAGUGAACCUUCAAUCUUCCCUUAACAAUUUCGAGGUGGUAUUUUUUUUAAUUGUUCCGAUAUUCAACUAUACAACCAAGAACAAAUCCACUGAAUGCAAUGAGCUGUCCUAGAGUACCUUAUAUUUACUCUGAGUGGUUUGGGGGGCUCUGUGUAGAGUCCUCAGCCACUGCACCAGGAGCCUGUGCACAAUAUGGUAUGCUUCUAAAGUGUGUAUGAUUUUGCUGUAUAUCUUUCCCUUAAAAAAAAUCAAAUGAAUAGUUAGACUAAAUCUGUAUUUUACAUGCAGAUGUAUUUCUUGGUGAGAUGUUUUUUAUUUUGAACUGCAUUGCUGCAAGUCUUUUCUGACCUAUUGUCAAGGAAUAAAUCAUGUCACUUGAGUUAAAUGCUUGGUUAGCAAAAUACUCUUGUUUUUGAAUGUUGAAUCAAUUAGAAUUGAGCGCUGUAGGUAAAUGUGUCCUAAUCCCCUUAGGUUCUGUCCUGUUUGUCUAAAUCAGGUUUUCCCAAACUUGGUCCCCAAUGCACGGUUUGUUUUUUUUCCCCUAGAACUACACAGCUGAUUUCAAAUAAUUAAAGCUUGAUGACAAGUUUUUUAUUUAUCAGCAGCAGAGUGCUAGGGCAAAAAACUGAAUGUGCACCCAAGGGACCCAGGACCAAGUUUGGGAAACACUGGUCUAACACAGGGUAAUGUACUGAAUUUAUAAUUUCUCUUUAACAAACUGACAAUCUAAUGAUGUAACUUCUAACAACAAACUACCACGUUGACUCCUGAAUUUGACCCCAAGAUAAACAGUUUAGAGAUGGCUUGAUAUGCCACCCUUGUUGUUUUUUAUCUGUACCUGCAGUUUUCUGAGCUUGCCAUAUGGGCAAUUGAUACAGCUGUAAUGUCAAUUAUACUUACAAUUUUGUUAAAGGGUAAACCAGUCUAACAAUGCCUUCAUAAUUUUAAGCAAUGAAUCUGAUGAAGUGAUUAUGUAGUCAUUGUUGAGAUGCAAUAUACCCAUUUGGUUCAACUGUCACAGCUACCCAAGUCACUUUUCCAAAUUGAGAAAGAAAUGUGGUUGAAUUGGUAAAUGUCUUUCUUUACUGUGAUUUUGUGUGAAGGGAACCAAGUUUUAGGAGUGCAAAGAGGCGUGAACAACCGUAAUACAAGCCCUAGCUUUUUUUUAACGUCUGUAUAGUUGUUUAGGAUCUUAGCUUAAGGAGUGCAACAUUCGGUUACGCUGUUGUCCUUUUUAUAAGCUAAAGUAUUUUCUACAGAAAUACUACAGUAUGUAUAUUGUUUUUCAUUUACGAAAUGAUGUAACCAAGGAAAAUCGGUCUUAACCUGUUUUGCAGGUUUAUUCUUUUACUGUCAGUUUUUUUUUAUAUAUAUAUAUAUUUUUUUUUUACAAGACUUGAAAUAAAUACUUUUUUAUUUCCGAAAUGCAUUAACUUAAUCUUUUGGCUAGCCAGACAUUUUUCUGUUAUCUGUACAACUUAACACUGAUUUUGUGCUGCCCUGCUGUUGUUUAAGGAGUCAGCUUUAAGGUCAGCAUUCUGUUGUCAACACACCAGUUUUAAUGUGGGCUACUCGCGUACUGUCGGACUUGCGUAGUGACUAAGGUUUUAGGUUCAUGUAAGGCGUCAUCUCUGUCAUAUUCUUAUUUAAGCCUCAUAAGGAAUAUAUUUAUAUUGGAGUAAGAGAUUUUAAUGCUUGCACCCAUAUUGUACAUAAUAUUGAUGUACCUCAGUUGUGGUGAUACUGUGUGACCCUUUGGCAGUGGUGGGUUGUGUCCCCUUUAACAGGGGGCCUGAACCCAAUGUUGCUGACCUUUUCAGCUCACUAAUAAGCUCACCGAUUUGCCUUACCCAAUCUAACUCAACCCCCUAAAGUACUUGUUCAUUGGAACACUUCAAGGAGUAAUUUCAAAUUGGGUUUCAAAGUUAGGGUACUUCUCUACAAAGUGGCAUACUAUGUUGGUAGUCACAUGGUACACCUUGUCAUUUUUGGUUUAUAUUAAAAAUAAAUGUUACUUAUUUAAUCUUUUGAAAUAUUAUUUGAAUUGUUCAGUCCUGCAGAUGUCCUACUUUCAGCAAAUGCAAGUGUUAAAUAAUUGGGUAACCUCGUAAGCAUUUGCAAUGUGCGUACAUGUCUGCUAUAUUUAUGAAUGCAUUCAAGAAUAGCUUUAGUGCUGUAGAUAAGUAUUGUCUAUGUUGAUUCAACUGCUUCUCAGAGGCCUCUGACUACAAAGUUCAAAAACUGUAUAUUUUGUAUUAUGUUCUAGCUCGGAUAAAAUAAAAUGUUAAAGCUUUGUUCCCUGAACUUUAUUGUGCUAUGUGAGUCGAUUGAACAAAUUGCAUUCCUUGCUUGUGAAUUUAUGCGUUCUCGUAUUUCCCUGAUCUUCUUAGUUUUUUUGUUUGUUGCCUUUUUGAAUUUUGAAAUAAAAUUUCUAGUUUGCAGAAUGUACCACAAAAUAAACGGGUUGUUACCUUG